AGCUGCAACUUCGUAUUUGAUUUUAUUUCCUUUUUUUCCAUUUUUAGCUUUUUCCUCCAGAACUUGCCUGCACACAUCGGCUGGUUUUGUUCUCUGUAUGUUCGGUAAGACACAAGCUGUUGAAAUGCACAGCCAAUAAAAUAAUCCACCACGGGUAGAGAGACUUCAUUCCUGAUUUAGCAGCUUCAGUGCUCGAAGCCAGACUUUCGUACUGCUACAAAAAGUUGCAAAAGAGGCUCGCCCGGCGGCGCGCGCGGCCGCACAUGCACAUCUCCCGCGCGUGCGUCUCAGAGUCUGCAUACGCUGAGUGCUGCUGCUGCCUUCAUCUUUCUGCAUGUCCAGGAAUUACCAAUUACUUACAUAAAUGAAACGACGCUCUUGUUUCAAUGCAUUAUUUUUUACAGACCUGCUACAAUUGUCUUUUCAUUGCUUCAACUCUGACUGAAAUGGGAUGUAUUCAAAGUAUUGGAUGCAAAUCCAAAGUGUUUCGAGAAAACAUUCUGGUGACUGAAGUCAAGGCGUCAAUAGACACCAGCCCUACCAGCAUUGAUGAGACCUCCAAUGUGGUCCUCCGGUACCGGACCCCUCACUUCCGCGCAUCAGCCCAGGUUCUGGUGCCCCCUAUAAGCUGCAGAGAGACUUGGGUGGUGGGAUGGAUUCAGGCAUGUAACCACAUGGAGUUCUAUAACCAGUACGGAGAACAGGGAAAGUCAAGUUGGGAGCUCCCAGAUCUUCGAGAUAACAAAAUCCAGGCAAUAAGUGACUCUGAUGGUGUGAACUAUCCUUGGUAUGGCAAUACAACGGAAACAUGCACCAUCACAGGACCUACCAAAAAGGACACAAAAUUCACAGUCAGCAUGAAUGACAACUUUUACCCUAGUAUCACGUGGGCAGUCCCCAUCAGUGACAGCAAUAUUGCACACCUAACGAGAAUAUACCGGGACCAAAGUUUCACAACAUGGCUAGUAGCAAUCAAGACCACCACUGAUGACAUGAUUGUUCUACAGACCAUCAAGUGGAAGAUGAAACUGGAGAUUGCAGUGGAUCCUACCAAGCCUUUGGGUCAACGUGCCAAGCUACAGGAGCCCAUCGCCCAAGAGCAGCCUCGUAUCCUAAGUAAGAAUGAACUGAUCCCACCCAAUGCACUCGUGAAGCCCAAUGCCAAUGAUGCCCAGGUGUUAAUGUGGAGGCCUGCUGUUGGGGAGCCCAUAGUGGUCAUCCCUCCAAAGUACUGACUGGCAGGCAAGCUACACUGGGCAAAAGUUGAAAGAUUUAGCAUAUUGCACAGCUCAGCACGAUGCACUAUCUGCCUAGGGGGCUGCAGGCCGUUCAUUGCCUUCUUAACGCAGAGGCGAUCACUGUGCUAAAGAAACAAGCCUUCACUAAUGGAAGUCAUUUUGGUUUUUGAAUGCCACUUGACAAACUCUCUAGACUGUCUAAGCUCUUCUUACGGUCAGCUCACCAGCUUGCAUAAACAGAACAAAUUAUGAACUUCUCUUUAUAUUUUUAAAGAAAACUAAUAGAGAUGUCUCAUUCUGUUACUCUUGUAAUGCAUUAGGAGUGGUUGACAUUGCAGCUCCAACUCAUUGCGGCCUUAUGUUGAUCUUGCUUCUCAUUGCCAAACGUUUGCCUUAAAUGUAGUAUCCCUUUUCUAUAAAUAUAUACCCAGGAAUCAGUAUGGGCAGAGUAUCAGUACCUGAGAGUUUUAAGUGGACAAUACCUUUUUGUAAAAAGAAAGAUUUGAAUGUAGAUGGUAAGUUUAUUGAAGUGUAUUAACCAUUCAGUGGGAUAGGAAUAUAGGAAUACCACAAGACACAGGAAGUGGCAUACACCCUGGAUCAAAAUCCUUCAUUAUUAGCAUGCUCUGAGAGUAGCAGUAUUUUUGUUGUUUCUGUGUGGUUCUGUGCUCAAAUAUGGCAGUACUCCUGAAAGGAGUUUGUGAUGGAUUUUAUUCAUAUCACUCUAGGUUAAAUGUCCUAGUCUAAUAUUUGCAGUUU
Molecule: messenger RNA, 1997 nt
Organism: Protopterus annectens (West African lungfish)
Lineage: Eukaryota; Metazoa; Chordata; Ceratodontiformes; Protopteridae
Gene: FAM78A
Product: family with sequence similarity 78 member A
Exons: 2
Coding region: 387-1235 (282 amino acids)
Source: RefSeq, a predicted model, not a curated record